Malurus melanocephalus (red-backed fairy wren) is the source of this 1698-nucleotide messenger RNA. RefSeq names its product potassium two pore domain channel subfamily K member 15 (gene KCNK15). Gene Ontology annotation, cellular component: membrane. NCBI's taxonomy places the organism in Eukaryota, Metazoa, Chordata, Aves, Passeriformes, Maluridae. The transcript is spliced from 2 exons. Bases 1 to 1197 code for a protein of 398 amino acids. Gene Ontology annotation, biological process: potassium ion transmembrane transport; stabilization of membrane potential. Gene Ontology annotation, molecular function: potassium ion leak channel activity. The record is from RefSeq and is a predicted model, not a curated record.
AUGAAGCGGCAGAACCUGCGCACGGCCGCGCUCAUCCUCUGCAUCUUCUCCUACCUGCUGGUGGGCGCCGCGGUCUUCGAUGCGUUGGAGUCGGAGGCGGAGAGCGGCCGCAAGCGGCUGCUGGAGCAGAAGCGCGGGGAGCUGCGGAGGAAGUACCGCUUCUCCGCCGACGAUUACCGGGAGCUGGAGCGGCUGGUGCUGCAGGCCGAGCCGCACCGCGCCGGCCGCCAGUGGAAGUUCGCCGGCUCCUUCUACUUCGCCAUCACUGUCAUCACCACCAUCGGUUAUGGGCAYGCUGCUCCGGGCACGGAUGCUGGCAAAGUCUUCUGCAUGUUCUACGCCAUCCUGGGCAUCCCCCUGACACUGGUCAUGUUCCAGAGCCUGGGGGAGCGCAUGAACACCGUGGUGCGGCUCCUGCUCAAGAARAUCAAGAAGUGUCUGGGCAUGAGGACAACCCAUGUCUCCAUGGAGAAYAUGGUCCUGGUGGGCUUUCUGUCCUGCAUGGGCACCCUGUGCAUCGGCGCCGCAGCCUUCUCUUAUUUCGAGGGCUGGACUUUCUUUCACGCCUAUUACUACUGCUUCAUAACCUUGACCACGAUUGGCUUUGGAGACUUUGUGGCUUUGCAGAAGAACGAGGCUUUGCAGAAGAAGCCCCCAUACGUGGCUUUCAGCUUCAUGUACAUCCUGGUGGGCCUGACGGUCAUCGGCGCCUUCCUCAACCUGGUGGUGCUGCGGUUCCUGACCAUGAACACGGAGGACGAGCGGCGGGACGCCGAGGAGCGAGCCUCGCUGAGGAGAGCCCGCAACAACAUCCACCUCAAGCCCAAAGAGGACAGCCGCAGCAGCAAUGCCAUUUUUCUCCCCGUGGAGGACAGGACGAGCCAGAUGAACCUGAUCCCGCUGGCGCAGGAGGACGCGGAGAGGCAGCGGCGCCAGUCGGCCACCUCGGCGGCCGCGGUGCCAUCCUUCUGCACGUGCCUGUGCUACAGACCCCAGGUGUGUGGCAGCCCAGCACCCUCCCACCCCGAGACCCUGAGCUGCCACACCAACCCUGUGUAUUACAACUCCAUUUCCUACAAAAUCGACGAGAUCUCCCUGAGCACACGGGGUCAGACCGGCUCUUCCCCGGGGAGCACUUUGUCUUCCARCAGCCCUCGCUGCCGGCAGCACCCCCGGCUGCGGAGGAAAUCCAUCUAGGAGCGCGUGCUGAGUGCUCCAGUCUUACUAUGAUGAUAAAUUAAGAACAGAGAAGUCAGGUUCUUCUUACUCAUUUCUUCUGUUCCUCUCCCUCCCCCCAGCAGGAGCCUCUAAAUCCUGUUGGGAAAUGAUUAUUCCCUUUUUGCAGGCACUGAAUGACAUUAUUCGUUUUUCUUGGCUUUUUCCUCCCCAGUAGGUUCGAGUAUUUGGGUUUGGCAAGAGCCCCCCACCCCGAUGUGAAGCCCAUUGACUCAUAGGUUUGCUUUCCCACCUCCCCGCUCCCCAAAGGGUGCACUGCUGCCGUCCCACCCUGUCAAACCUUGGCUGUGGCUGCUGCCAGCACGACUUUUGCUCCAUGGGUUGGGUUGCACUUGCUGAGUGUCAAAAGCAAAGCCUGUGUGAACAAGCCCUGCAGGGUUGGGGGCCUUUAAGCUGUCCCCUGAUACCAGGGGCAGGUAAGUCACACAGUAGGUUUGCAGCUGGUGGGUGGGCAGAAGAGAA